AUGGCGACCGAAUUAGCAAUCGACACAGAGAGAACCCAGAAAUUCUUCAACGACCUCGACGCUCAAAAGACCAUUCUAUCCUCCUGUACCCAACUAUUCACAUCCUUAACCACUCACUUCAAUUCCCUCAAAAACUCCCUCUCCCAGAAAUCCCAAUCCCUGGAUUCUAAAUUCCAAUCUUUAGAAUCCGAUUCCCACCAAACCCUGGAAUCCCUUUCUCGUAGAGAAAACUCCAUCCCGGAACGUGAGUCAGCUGCUGCUGCCAAAGUCGAGGAGCAAAGAGAGACCGCGUUAUUGGAGUUCCAAAAGUCCCAUUCUUUUGAUAAUUUAUCUGAUUCUUUAAAGUCUUUGUGUAGGAGAAUGGAUUCAUCUGGGUUGUUAAGAUUUGUGGUUUCAAAGCGGAAGGAAUCAGUGUCGCUUCGAGCCGAGAUUUCACGUGCGAUAAUGGAAGCUGUGGAUCCUGCUAGAUUGAUUUUGGAUGCAGUGGAGGAGUUAGUGAGAGAUAAAAUCGAGAAAGUUGGGGUUACGGAUAAGAGGUGGGCAUGCGGAAUGCUGGUGCAGGCGCUUUUCCCGGAAGGCAGUUGUUUUGGAAGGAAGGAUAAAGGACCGGAAUUCGCACGGAGCGUAGUGGAGAGGGCUGCUGGGAUUUUGGAGAGAUGGAAUAAGGGGAAGGAGGACGAGGAAGAGGAGAAGGCUGACAGGGAGGAUGGUGGUAGUGGUAGGGGUGGUGGUGGAGUCGUGGGGCCUGCAGAGGCGGUAAUGUUUUUGCAGAUGGUGGUGGGGUUUGGGUUGAAGUCGAGGUUUGAUGAGGAGUUCUUGAGGAAGCUUGUGGAAGAGCAUGCAGCAAGGAGGGAUAUGGCGAAGCUUGCAGCUGCUAUUGGUUUCGGAGGGAAAAUGGGAGAGAUAAUUGAUGAAUUGGUGAAGAAUGGGAAAGAGAUAGAGGCUGUAUAUUUUGCUUCUGAAUGUGGUUUGACUGAAAGAUUUUCUCCUGUAUCUUUGCUCAAGUCGUAUCUUAAGAAUUCCAAGAAGAAUACAACAACUGUCUUGAAGAAUGGCAAUUAUAGUGCAGCUGCAACAGACGAGUCAAAUACCUUGGAGUUUAAUGCUAUUAAAGCUAUCAUCAAAUGUGUUGAAGAUCACAAGCUUGAAUCAGAGUUUUCCCUCGACAGCUUGAGAAAACGGGCUUCUCUGCUGGAAAAAGCCAAGGCAGAGAGGAAGAAGGGUUCGUCAGCUGCUGCUGCUACCAAGCCUCAAAAUAAGCGAGGUCAUGGUUCAAGUGGUGGCAGGGGCAGUGGACCUCCUCCUUACCGUCCAGCCAAAGCUGCCAAAUUUUCAAGCAAUUACUCCUCUUUUGGCCGCCGGAAUGCUGCUCACCCUGCACAGCAUAGUCCAGCUAGAAGAUAUUCUGGGCCAUACAACUACCCUAACCAGACUGUCUACGAGGGCCCCACAGCAGCCCCUUAUGCAUCUAGUUAUGGUAUCUCCCACGCUCGAAGUCCUACUGCAAUUCCCCAACAACACUACCCCAACACUCAAAGCCCCAGUGCAAUUCCUCAACAACUCUACUCACAGCCAGUGGACAACAUGAGUGCUGCUGGUUUUCGUGCCAGUAGUUCUUAUGGAAGCCAGACCAGUUAUGGUCCAUACGAUUACAACUCUGCUGGGCCUCCUGCUUACCAGCCUUCACCAUACACUCAAUAG
This is a messenger RNA of Dovyalis caffra, 1701 nucleotides long. Lineage: Eukaryota; Viridiplantae; Streptophyta; Magnoliopsida; Malpighiales; Salicaceae. The record is from the annotation of a GenBank genome assembly.